Diaporthe batatas is the source of this 1503-nucleotide messenger RNA. RefSeq lists its product as uncharacterized. The record is from RefSeq and is a predicted model, not a curated record. Lineage: Eukaryota; Fungi; Ascomycota; Sordariomycetes; Diaporthales; Diaporthaceae. Gene Ontology annotation, molecular function: acid phosphatase activity; metal ion binding. The transcript is spliced from 4 exons. Bases 1 to 1503 code for a protein of 500 amino acids.
AUGUACAAUCUCAGGAAUCGUGUCUGGGGCUUGCUUACUUUUGUCCCCAUCGCCACCGCCGCAGCACAUUAUCCUGCCAUUCCGUCCGACAAGACAACCCCAGUCCAGCAGCGCUUGGCUAUCAGCGGAGCAAACUCUAUUUCAGUCGGAUGGAAUACCUUUGAGCAGCUGAGCCGACCUUGUGUCCAGUAUGGUACCAGCAGUAGCAACCUCGACCGCGAGCAAUGCUCGGAUGUCUCGGUGACAUAUAAGACGUCUCGCACAUGGUCCAAUACUGUCAUCCUCAGCGGUCUGGCUGCCGGUCAAACUUAUUACUAUAAGAUCGUCUCCACUAAUUCGACAGUUGAGAGUUUCAUGAGCCCUAGAGCACCAGGUGAUAGAACCCCGUUUACCACGAGCGUUGUUAUUGAUCUCGGCGUAUACGGCCAAGAUGGAUACACCAUCAAGCGAGACAGUUCGAAGCGUGACCAAAUUCCUGCGAUAGACCCUGCUUUGAACCACACGACCAUCGGACGCCUGGCUGAGAACUUCAACGACUACGAGUGGGUUAUGCAUCCUGGUGACCUGGCCUAUGCCGAUGACUGGAUUCUGAGCUUGGAUAACCUAUUCGACGGCACUAAUGCAUACGAGGCGAUCACGGAGAACUUUUACAACCAGCUGUCUCCGAUAGCCAGCCGCAAGCCAUACAUGGCGAGCCCUGGGAAUCACGAGGCAGACUGUGCCGAAGUUGGCACACUUUUAAUUCGGACCAUCUGCCCCGAGGGGCAGAAGAACUUCACGGACUUCAAUGUGCGCUUCGGCAAGAACAUGCCAAGCGCCUUCUCGUCAACGUCGUCCGAUGACACUGCAAAGGUCAACGCAAACAAGGCCAAGAUGCUCGCGAAUCCGCCAUUUUGGUAUUCUUUCGAGUAUGGAAUGGUUCAUGUCACUAUGAUCGAUACUGAAACGGAUUUUCCCGACGCUCCGGACGCGCCCUUCGGCUCUGCUGGCCUCGAUGGCGGACCCUUUGGCUAUACAGGUCAGCAGUUGGAUUUCCUGAAAGCGGAUCUGGCAUCAGUGGACCGCACUGUGACUCCAUGGGUUAUAGUCGGUGGCCACCGCCCGUGGUAUUCGACAGGUGGAAGCGCUUGUACCGCAUGCCAGAAGGCUUUUGAGCCAGUGUUGUAUCAAUUUGGCGUCGACCUAGGAGUGUUUGGGCAUGUCCACAAUUCUCAGCGGUUUACCCCUGUGAAUAACAGUAUCAUCGACCCAGCUGGGAUGAAUGACCCGAAGAGCCCGAUGUACAUUGUUGCAGGAGGCGCUGGCAACAUCGAAGGCCUGAGUUCUGUUGGGUCCAACAUUUCGUCGAACCGCUUCGCUUACGCCGACGACUUCAGCUAUGCAACGCUCACUUUCAAGGAUGCGAACCAUCUCGACAUAAAUUUUAUUCAAUCAUCGACGGGUGAGAUCCUCGAUUCGUCGACGCUGUACAAGACGCACUCUGAACAGUUUGUUGUGCAGUAG